AUGCCCUCCGCUGCCGUUCAUCAAGCAACACACAUGCAUCUCACUUUGUUAUAUUCUCUUUCUUCACUUUGUCAAGCUUUGAUUUCAUUGACGGAUUCUCGAACUUAUCACCUUGUUGCUAUGAUUGCUGAUGUGUUCUCAGUUGAUGCUUUAGAAGUUGCAAAGCAAUUCAACCUCAAGACAUACGCUUAUUGUGCUUCAUCAGGUCCUUCAUUAAGUUUCUUCCUCAAUUUUCCCGAACUUGAUAAGGAUCUUGAGAUUUUUUCCACUGACUUUCGUGAGUUGCAACAGCCUGUGAAACUUCCAGGUUGUGUGGCUCUUCAAGGCAAGGAUCUCAUUGACUCGGUUCAACAAAGAACAAUUGAAUCCUACAAAACAAUUCUUCAUAUCAGUAAAGGAUUGGAUUUGGCAGAUGGUAUUAUACUAAACAGCUUCAUGGAUUUGGAAAGAAAGAUAAUAACAUCUCUGCAAGAAAAUAAGAAUAAAUACCCUCCUAUAUAUCCGUUGGGCCCUAUUUUACAGAGUGAGUUAGCUAGCAUAAACGAGACAGCUUCAAAGUGUUUAAAAUGGUUAGACAAUCAACCACCUAACUCUGUUCUGUAUGUUUCUUUUGGGAGUGGAGGGACACUGUCACAUGACCAGCUUAACGAGCUAGCCUUAGGGUUAGAGAUGAGUGGCCACAAGUUCCUGUGGGCUAUGAGGGCUUCAAACGGGUUUGCUUAUUCGGCUUAUUUGAAUGAACAAAAGGAGGACCCAUUUGACUAUUUGCCAAAAGGGUUUCUUGAGAGAAUCAAAGAUCAAGGCUUUGUGCUUCCAUCAUGGGCCCCAGAAAUUGAAGUGUUGAGGCACGGGUCAACUCAGCAAAGAAUGAAUGCAGUGAUGCUGAGUGAGGAGUUGAAGAUUGCUGUAAGGCCAAAAGAGAAUGCAAAUAAUGAUGGGAUUAUUGUGGAGAAGGAGGAAGUUUCUAGAAUUGUAAAGAGUGUAAUGGAAGGUGAUAAAGGGAAAGAGAUUAAUAGAAGAAUUCAAGUGUUUAAGGAUGCUGCCGCUAAAGCGCUUGGAAAAGAUGAGCAAAGAAUGAACGCGGUGUUGAUAACUGAGGAGUUGAAGAUUGCUCUGUGGUUGAAGAAAGAUCAUGAUAAUAACAAGGGAAUUGUCAGGAAGGAGGAAGUUUGUAGGAUUGUGAAGAGAGUAAUGGAAGGUGAUGAAGGCAAAGAAAUCAACAGAAAAAUUCAGGUCUAUAAGGAUGUUGCUACAAAAGCACUUAGUGACGAUGGUUCCUCAACUAAGACCCUCUCUUGCUUAUUAUCUGAUCUCUUGAAUGGAAAAUGA
Neltuma alba is the source of this 1329-nucleotide messenger RNA. RefSeq names its product UDP-glycosyltransferase 72B1-like. Gene Ontology annotation, molecular function: UDP-glycosyltransferase activity. Lineage: Eukaryota; Viridiplantae; Streptophyta; Magnoliopsida; Fabales; Fabaceae. The record is from RefSeq and is a predicted model, not a curated record. The coding region runs from base 1 to 1329 and encodes 442 amino acids. The transcript has 4 exons.